CGACAGGUCUAUCUUAGUAGCUGGCAUCGGCUCUUCCCAAGACUUGGCUCUUUCUUGGGAGUUGCCUGUCUUAAGUUCCGAACAGCCCCGGCUGAUCUACACCAUGACCGACGGGAUGUUGGAUGAGGGCCUCUGGACGGAGUCUGUCCUCGAGCUCGAUCAUGAUCGUUGGCAUAUUGGCCGUCGGCUUGCAGCAAAAUUCCGGGAGCAGACUGACGCAUUCACUCAGGAUACGACUGACGAAUUCCACGAAGUCUACGAAGCAGUCCACAUUGAUCCCUCAGACAUUCCAGGAAUUAUGAAAGCUAAAAAGCAUGACGGCGACCCUUUUGCCGUCAGCAAUGAAAUACAUCGCGAGAUUGAUAAUCUACAUUAUCUAACAGAGUAUGACUGCACCUGUACACCGAAGCUUUUCUCCUUUGCUAUUGACCAGCAAGGUCUAGAUGACACUGUUCCGGGUGGAUACAUUGCUUAUAUCGUCAUGGAGAGAGUCCCCGGGAAAGAUUUGCGAGACUUUGACCAACUCGAUCAUCAUGAGAAGAACCGGGUGCGUCUCGCGUUUGUGGAGGCCUUAUGGUACGAACGAAUUUCUACCUUACUUUUGCUUCGUUAAUAAUAUUCCCAGGAAAUUGCAUAGUCACCAUUUUACUCACUGGGAUCCUCGCCCAAACAAUAUCAUGUGGGACUCUGCAGCCGGCAAAUGUUUUAUUGUGGAUCUCGAAGAUGCUCUGAGGCAUACUAACCGUAAGGAUUCUGAUGUAUGCCUGG
Molecule: messenger RNA, 768 nt
Organism: Aspergillus steynii IBT 23096
Lineage: Eukaryota; Fungi; Ascomycota; Eurotiomycetes; Eurotiales; Aspergillaceae
Exons: 3
Coding region: 104-613 (169 amino acids)
Source: RefSeq, a predicted model, not a curated record